AUGAGUCGUGGCAGGAGUGCCGCACGGCCGCUCUCGUUUUUUAUAUGCAUCGUCGCUCUUUUCUCGUUGUACAGCAAUUCGGCGCAUGCAUCUGUCGCAACUUCGAACGACACCGACACCCUCCUAUGGGGUCCCUACCGACCGAAUCUCUACUUCGGCGUGCGACCACGUCUACCGAACAGUCUCCUGACGGGGUUGCUGUGGGCGAAUACCGACAACUAUGGCACAGCUCAACUCAACUUCCGUCACACCUGCGAACAGCACGAGGGGAUGGCAGGCUACGGCUGGGAAGAAUAUGACGCCCGGAAUGGUGGUCGCGAAGUCAUACACGACACUGGAAACAAGAUUGACCUUACAAUUGAUUUUGUAAAGGUGCCUGGAGGACAACAUGGCGGCAGCUGGGCCACGAGGGUCAAGGGAACCCUGCGAGAGGAUGCACCGCCUAAUUUGGUCACAACCCUGAUAUUCUAUGCUGGCAUGGAAGGGUUGGGCGAGCUCGGGUUCACGAGCGAGGAACCAGACGUCGAAGGGGUGGUUACUUUGCACGGCCAAACCCUGGACCUGGGAGAGUUUGAUAUCUCGUUCAAGGAGCCCUCGGAGAAUCGACUGCCGUACCGGACGCAUGGAUCUUGGGACGCCAAACCACUUGAUCGGACCUUGAUGAGUAGCCUGCCAAUGUCGCCGGAGUCGAUCUGGCAGGCGAAGAACAUUGUCUUUGCCAGUAUGAAGCAGCAGAUUGAUGCCUACGUGCAAGAAUAUGGCCAGGAGAACAUGCCACCGCCCUGGGCUGCCUUCACUAUUCCCCAGAAUCCUGGACCUGGGAACUUCCACAUGGUUCAGAAGGUGUUUGUGGGCGACUUUGAGUUUGAUAUUCUGUUCAACUCGGCUUCAGGACCUUCCGUGUCUACAGAGACCUUGGAUAAGACCAUUGCAACCACUUCUGACAAAUUCAAGUCCAAAUUCAAGGAAGUGUUCGCUCCUCUCGCGCCAUUCACCAAGCCUGCCUACACGGCCUUUGCCGAGUCGAUGUUUUCGAAUCUCUUCGGCGGUAUUGGGUAUUUCUAUGGUGAUUCACUUGUGGAUCGUUCUUAUGCUCCGGAAUAUGACGAGGAAAACGAAGGCUUCUGGGAAGAAACGGCAGAAGCGAGAGCUCGGGCACAGGUCGAGAAAGAUGGUCCAGCAGAACUCUUCAGCUGCGUCCCGUCUAGGCCUUUCUUCCCGCGUGGCUUUUUGUGGGACGAGGGCUUCCAUCUGGUCCCCAUUGCGGAGUGGGAUCUCGAUGUCACGAUCGAUAUCGUGAAGUCGUGGUUCAAUCUCAUGGACGAGGAUGGCUGGAUUGCCCGAGAGCAGAUCCUCGGCCCUGAAGCACGCAGCAAAGUCCCGCAAGAAUUCCAAGUCCAGUAUCCCCACUACGCCAACCCGCCGACCCUGUUCCUAAUCAUCGACAUCCUGAUGGACAAACUGUCCGCCACCACGUCCGGGGCUGACAAGGAGCGGAUCGAGUCCGAACUCCGGUCUCUCUACCCGCUGCUCAAACGACAAUACUACUGGUUCCGUCGGACGCAAUUCGGCGACAUCAAGUCGUACGACCGAAAAGCCUUCUCCACGAAAGAAGCGUACCGCUGGCGAGGCCGCACCCCUCGCCACAUCCUUCCAUCAGGUCUUGACGACUAUCCGCGGCCUCAGCCGCCGCAUCCCGGCGAACUGCACACCGACUUGAUCUCCUGGGUCGGCAUGAUGUCCAAGACCCUAUUGAGACUGUCGACACUUCUGUCCGAGCCCGACGACGCGUCCGACUUCAAGACGCAAAGCAACGCUAUCGUCCGCAACAUCGACGACCUGCACUGGUCCGACGAGGCCAAAAUAUAUUGUGACGUGUCGAUCGACGACUACGAAGACUCGAUCCACGUCUGCCACAAAGGGUAUAUCAGUUUAUUCCCCUUCCUAACGGGACUAUUACCCCCGACGCACCCGAACCUGCCUCACAUUUUGGCCCUGAUCUCCUCGGAGUCCGAACUGUGGUCACCAUACGGGAUCCGGUCCCUGUCCAAGACCGACGAGUUCUACGGCACCGACGAGAACUACUGGCGCUCGCCCAUCUGGGUCAACAUCAACUACCUGAUCCUCAAGAACCUGUUGGCUGUAGCGCAGUCGCCGGCCGCACCGGCCAAAGUCAAGACUCAAGCCACGAAAAUCUACUCCGAGCUCAGGCGCAAUCUGGUCCAGAACGUCUUCAACGAGUGGGAGCGCACGGGCUUCGCUUGGGAACAGUAUAAUCCCGAAACCGGGGAGGGCCAGCGCACCCAGCAUUUCACGGGCUGGACGAGUCUGGUCGUUGUCAUGAUGCGCAUGCCGGAUCUCAGUGGCGAGGCUGGUCUCAAGCAUGGCGAGCUGUGA
Messenger RNA from Capronia coronata CBS 617.96, 2397 nucleotides. RefSeq names its product mannosyl-oligosaccharide glucosidase. The coding region runs from base 1 to 2397 and encodes 798 amino acids. Gene Ontology annotation, molecular function: Glc3Man9GlcNAc2 oligosaccharide glucosidase activity. Gene Ontology annotation, cellular component: endoplasmic reticulum membrane. NCBI's taxonomy places the organism in Eukaryota, Fungi, Ascomycota, Eurotiomycetes, Chaetothyriales, Herpotrichiellaceae. The record is from RefSeq and is a predicted model, not a curated record. Gene Ontology annotation, biological process: oligosaccharide metabolic process; protein N-linked glycosylation. The transcript has a single exon.